This is a messenger RNA of Helicoverpa zea (corn earworm), 1785 nucleotides long. It is a transcript of the gene sqd, whose product is annotated as RNA-binding protein squid. Gene Ontology annotation, cellular component: nucleoplasm. Gene Ontology annotation, molecular function: RNA binding. Gene Ontology annotation, biological process: regulation of gene expression. The record is from RefSeq and is a predicted model, not a curated record. Bases 113 to 1102 code for a protein of 329 amino acids. The transcript is spliced from 8 exons. NCBI's taxonomy places the organism in Eukaryota, Metazoa, Arthropoda, Insecta, Lepidoptera, Noctuidae.
GCCGACUCAUCACGCAUUUCCUUUCUUUCUUCUGCAUUUGGCAUUCGGAGUUAAAGGUCGCGUGUGGACCUUAGGUUUAAGUUUAUUAUUAAUUUUAGCCUAAACAUAAGUCAUGGCCAAUAACGACAACUUUGCACAAGACGUUACUGAUAAUCAGCUAAAUGGAAAUGCAGAAAAUGGUGGCGGAGACACCCAGGAACAUAAUAGUGCCGAAGCGCCCGGACGCGAUGACGACAGAAAACUUUUUGUUGGAGGCCUGAGCUGGGAGACCACAGACAAGGAAUUACGUGAACACUUCAGUGCAUAUGGAGAGAUCGAAAGUAUCAAUGUCAAGACUGAUCCAAACACUGGGCGAUCCAGGGGAUUUGCCUUCAUUGUGUUCAAGGCACCAGAUUCCAUUGAUAAAGUGAUGGCUGCUGGCGAGCACACUAUCAACAACAAGAAAGUGGAUCCUAAAAAGGCUAAGGCCAGACAUGGCAAGAUAUUUGUUGGAGGCCUCAGCAGUGAAAUAUCUGAUGAUGAAAUCAAAAACUUCUUCAGUAAUUUUGGAACUAUUAUCGAGGUUGAGAUGCCAUUUGACAAGACCAAGAACCAAAGGAAAGGAUUCUGUUUCAUCACAUUCGAGUCUGAGCAAGUGGUCAAUGAACUGCUCAAGACACCUAAGCAGACGAUCGCCGGCAAAGAGGUGGACGUGAAGCGCGCGACGCCGAAGCCCGACGGGCCCGGCGGCAUGGGCGCCCGCGGCGGCCGCGGCGGCCGGGGGCUGCGCGGCGGCCGCGGCCGCGGCGGCUACGGCGGCCAGGGCGCCUGGGGCAACGGCGGCUACGGCGGCUAUGGCUACGGACAGGGAGGCUACGGCGGCGGCUACGACGGAUACGGCUACGGCGGCUACGGAUACGACGGCUACGGGGGCUACGGCGGUUACGAUUACUCCGGAUACCCCAAUUACGACUACGGCGGGUACGGAGGGUACGAGGGCGGGUACGGCGCGCGCGCGGCUCCGCGCGGCAAAGGUGACGUUACAGCCGGGUACCAAGGUGGCAAGCAGCGCGGCGGCGGCGGCGGCGGCGGCCGCGCCAACCAGAGGCACCAGCCCUAUUAAACACUGUACCUGCCGAUAGUCAUCUCAGUCCAAUAGUGAGGUUAAGUCACCGGUCAUGAGUGUCCCCUGCGCUUCUCGCCUCGCCGCGCUGGGGGCACGUCAUUUCAUUCCACAUAAUUAAUUUAAGGAAGUAAUUGAUAACAUUUUAAGAAGAUUUUUUAAGGGUAAAUACUGUCAGUUGCGAUAUAGCCGUGUUAGUUCGGCUCUAGCGUAAAUUUAUUAUAAUAUAGUAUGAAUUAUAGAUUCACUGAGUAUUAUUGCAGAUUGAUUAGAUUCAAUUAUGACAUGUCUCGAAAUUCUACCUUACGUACUGAACUAGAAAUAAUGAGUAAUAAUUAUAAUACAGAGCUUAUAAAUUUGUAACAGUGUCCCUGUACGCCGGCGAGUCGUCUUGUGCCGUGUGGUGUGUCUGAGCUGUGUGUGUGUCGUGUGAACGUGUCGUAGCCCUCAUGUCACUGUCAGUUAUUGAUCUGGAUCUCAUCGCAGAUGUGUAGUUUUGUACUCUAAUUUGGUAAAGGAUCGAGCAAUCAGAAUCAUGUAUUUUAUACAAAUUAGAUGUUUCUUCCAUUGAUUAGGGAUGAAAUUAAAUUUUUAGACUAAGUAAUCGGUCAUGAACAAACUGGAGAUAUACCAAGUUGUGUAUGUCAGAAUAAAACAAAUGUGUAAAUAAAAUAUUGACUUUU